Letharia columbiana is the source of this 1179-nucleotide messenger RNA. RefSeq lists its product as uncharacterized. Bases 1 to 1179 code for a protein of 392 amino acids. NCBI's taxonomy places the organism in Eukaryota, Fungi, Ascomycota, Lecanoromycetes, Lecanorales, Parmeliaceae. The transcript has 4 exons. The record is from RefSeq and is a predicted model, not a curated record.
AUGGCUCGGUCCGCAUCAGCAACUGGCGCUCAUGCAUUGGUAUUCGGCGCAUCCGGUCUAGCAGGCUGGGGCGUUGUCGACCAGCUUCUUUCCAAUUAUCCCGCCCCAGGCGCUUUCUCACACGUCACAGCAUUAGUGAACCGGCCUUUCAGCGUCGCCGACUCUUGCUGGCCCGAUCCCUCGCCGUCACGACCGAAGCUCCAGUUGGUCUCUCAUGUGAAUCUGUUGAAGGGGUCAGUCGAGGAUUUCACAGCUUUUCUAAAGUGUGAAGUCGAAGAUAUUGGGAGUGUUACGCAUGCAUUCUAUUUCGCUUAUAAGCAGGAGCAAGAACCUGAUGUCGAAACCAAGGUCAAUCGUGACAUGAUUGAGCGUGCAAUCGGCGCCCUGAACAUUCUUUCACCAAACCUAAAGUUCGUGGUAUUACCCAGCGGUACCAGGGGUUAUGGCAUUCACAUUCCUGGUGGAGUCUUCAAAGCCCCUUUUAAGGAGUCCAUGGGCCGAUUGCCAGAGCCAAUCGCCAGCAACGUUUUCUGCUUUGCGCAUCAAGAUGCGCUCGAGGAGAUGAGCAAAGGGAGAAAUUGGACGUGGUGUGAAGUCAGACCAGAUGCUAUCAUCGGCUUCGUCCCAAACGGCAGCACCUUCAACCUCCCAGCCCACUGGGCUACCUACCUCUCCUUGUACGCUCUUGUCGAGGGAAAAGGCGCCGAAGUCCCCUUUCCCGGUACGGUCCCUGCCUACAAUUCCCUCUUCAACGAUGCUUCCGCAGACAUCAUAGCUAAAUUCUCCAUCUGGGCUUGCCUGCACCCCGAGAAGUGCGGAGGCGGUGAGUUGUUCAAUAUCGCAGACCAGGCCCCUCCUUCACGCAUGAGCGAACGCUGGCCGGCUAUUGCGAAAUACUUCGGCCUCGAAGGCGUUGGCCCGGAUAUUGACGGUAAGGACGUGCUGAAGCCGGGUGAGUAUAUCGAGAAGCAUAAACAGGUCUUGGAAGCGUGGGGCGGGAAGGGUAGUAGGGUUUUCAAAGCGGAAUAUCUGGAUGAGUACGGCUAUCAUUUUACAUUCGAUAGGCAUAUGAUCUUAGAGAAGACGAGAAAGGUGGGGUUUGAGGAGGAGAUUGAGCCGAACACGUCUUGGUUCAAGGCGUUUGAUCGAUUGAGAUUGGCGGGUAUGAUACCGGGGUGA